Hipposideros armiger (great roundleaf bat) is the source of this 1840-nucleotide messenger RNA. RefSeq names its product complement C3d receptor 2 (gene CR2). The annotation marks the transcript as partial. The transcript is spliced from 9 exons. NCBI's taxonomy places the organism in Eukaryota, Metazoa, Chordata, Mammalia, Chiroptera, Hipposideridae. The record is from RefSeq and is a predicted model, not a curated record.
AAUGGGUACUUUCACAGCAGCAGUAGCGAGUUUUACUAUGGAAUGGUGGUGACUUAUCAGUGCCACACUGGACACAAUGGGAAAAAGCUGUUUGACCUCGUGGGUGAGAAGUCAAUAUACUGCACCAGCAAAGACAAUCAAGUUGGCAAUUGGAGCGGCCCUCCCCCUCGGUGCAUUAAUCUAGUCAAAUGCCCAAUUCCAGAAGUUGAAAAUGGAAUUAUGGAAUCUGGAUUUAGACAUUCUUUUUCUUUAAAUGAUGCUGUGAUGUUUAACUGUCAGCCUGGCUUUAUCAUGAAAGGCAGCAGUAUAGCAUGGUGCCAAGCAAACAGUAAAUGGAGUCCUCCACUGCCGAAGUGCUUCAAGGGGUGUCCACCACCUCCACAUAUUCACCAUGGUACUUAUAACAAAAUGGAUAAGGAAUUCUUUCUAACUGGACAGGAAGUGUCCUACAGCUGUGAGCCGGGCUACACUCUCAUUGGAGCUAACUCUAUGCAGUGUAUAUCCUUGGGAACCUGGAGCCAAACAGCCCCCAAAUGUGAAGCAAAAUCAUGUGAUGCCAUUCCAAACCAACUUCUCAAUGGCCAUGUGGUGGCUCCUCCUAAUCUCCAGCUUGGAGCAGAGGUUUCAUUUAUUUGUAAGGAAGGGUACCGGUUAAAUGGCAAAUCUUCUAGUCAAUGUGUCGCAGAGGGAAUGAGAGUACUCUGGAAUAAUAAGUUUCCUGUCUGUGAAUGGAUUACUUGUGACCCUCCGCCUCCUAUCGAAAAUGGUCGGAAUAGUUAUGUUUCUGGCCCUAUACAACUUAAUACUGUAGUAAGGUAUAGUUGCCCAUCUGCCUUCCGUCUAAUUGGAGAAAGAAUUCUUUUUUGUAUAAGUAAUGACCAAGUGAAAGGAAUAUGGAGUAAAGCUGCUCCUAUAUGUGAAUAUUACAACAGAAAUUCUAUUUGCGCUGAGCCUGUAGUACCAGGGGGAUACAAAGAUAAAAGAUCUAGACGACUAUACAGACAUGGUGAAUCUGUGACAUUUACCUGUUAUACCAACUUCACCAUGAAAGGAAACAAGACUGUUUGGUGCCAAGCAAACAGUACGUGGGGGCCGACACCACUACCAACCUGUGAGAGUGGUGAGUGCCCGUUUGUCUCUGGAGUGUCUGUGACUUACAGCUGUGAACCUGGGUACUUGCUUGUUGGACAAAAGACCAUUAGCUGUUUGUCUUCAGGAAACUGGAAUGCUGGCAGUCCCACAUGUGAAGAGGCACGGUGCAAACCUCCAGGACCACUGCUCAAUGGACAGAUGAAGGGGCCUUCAAGUCUUCGGGUUGGCGAAACAGUGAACUUUUCCUGUAACAAAGGGUAUCGAUUACAAGGCCAACCUUCUAGUCAAUGUGUAAUUGCUGGACAAAAAGCUUUAUGGACCAAGAUGCCUGUGUGUGAAGAAAUUCUUUGCCCACCACCUCCUCCCAUUCUCAAUGGAAGACAUACAGGCCACGCUUCAGUGAAAUUUCCAUAUGGAAGCACAGUCACUUACACUUGUGACCCGGGCCCAGAGAAGGGAGUGAACUUCACCCUGAUUGGGGAGAACACCAUCCAUUGUACCACUGAUAGCCAGAAGACUGGGACCUGGAGUGGCCCUGCCCCACGCUGUGAACUUUCUGUUUCUGCGAUUCAGUGUCCACCUCCCCAGAUCCUAAGAGGCCGAAUAUCAUCUGGGCAGAAAGACCAAUAUUCAUAUAACGACACUGUGGUAUUUGCUUGCUUGAAUGGCUUCACCUUGAAGGGCAGCAGGGGGAUCCGAUGUAAUGCCCAAGGCACAUGGGCGCCGUCAGCACCAGUCUGUGAGAAGG